Messenger RNA from Thermochaetoides thermophila DSM 1495, 636 nucleotides. RefSeq lists its product as uncharacterized. The record is from RefSeq and is a predicted model, not a curated record. Lineage: Eukaryota; Fungi; Ascomycota; Sordariomycetes; Sordariales; Chaetomiaceae. Bases 1 to 636 code for a protein of 211 amino acids. The transcript is spliced from 3 exons.
AUGGCAACCUAUAUCACCUCCUCUCACGAAUUCUCCCGCAUUCUCACCUCGCACACCGUUGUGAUCGCCGACUUCUAUGCCGACUGGUGCGGACCGUGCCAACGCAUCUCCCCCAUAUUCGACUCCCUCGCAAAGCAACACUCCAAACCAUCGCGCCUGGCCUUUGUCAAGAUCAAUGUCGACACGCACCAAGACAUUGCGCAGCAAUAUGGCGUGCGAGCGAUGCCCACGUUCAAGAUUAUCAACAAGGGAGGCGUGGUUGAAACAAUUCAGGGGGCUAACCCGCCAGAACUGACUGCUGCGGUGGAGAGGGCGGUUCGGCUUGCGGGGGCGGGGAAGGGUGCUGCUUUUGCUGGGGAGGGGAGGAGGUUGGGGGGAAGUCCGAUUGUUCCUAGGAGUGGAGGAAGAGGGGGAGGGGCAAGGAGUUGGGAUUUAAUGGCGUUGUUGGAGGUGGUGUUGAGGUUCGUGGGGUUGUACUUUUGGACUUUAUUUUCGCUUGAUCCGUAUAAGGCAGCUGAGAACUCGCCGUUUAAUGUGAAUAGGAAGACAAACACGCAAGCAGGGAAUACGGGCGCGACGAAGAGGCCUGCGGGAAGGCCGGCGUUUAAGACGUUAGCAGAUUUGAAGUCAGAGUAG